Messenger RNA from Penicillium maclennaniae, 939 nucleotides. RefSeq names its product putative acetylornithine deacetylase (ArgE). The transcript has a single exon. NCBI's taxonomy places the organism in Eukaryota, Fungi, Ascomycota, Eurotiomycetes, Eurotiales, Aspergillaceae. Gene Ontology annotation, molecular function: hydrolase activity. The coding region runs from base 1 to 939 and encodes 312 amino acids. The record is from RefSeq and is a predicted model, not a curated record.
AUGUUCAAUGGCCAUAUGGACACAGUCAGCCUGUCCGGGUACGAAAAAGAUCCUCUCUCUGGCAUCUUAGGAAUGAAAGAUGGCAAGCAAGUAAUCUUUGGUAGAGGUAGCUUGGAUAUGAAGGGUGGCCUUGCUGCAAUCCUCGCGUCUGUCGCGUCAAUUAAGCAAAGUGGUCAUACUCUUCGCGGUGACGUUAUUGUCGCGGCCGUAUCCGAUGAAGAGGAUGCUUCUCAGGGAACGCAGGAUAUCAUCGCAGCCGGAUGGCGCGCGGACGCCGCAGUCGUUGCUGAGCCCACGAUGCAGGCCAUUGCAACCGCGCAUAAGGGAUUUGCUUGGAUCGAAGUCAAUAUCUUGGGAGUCGCCGCCCACGGCUCUGACCCUUCUGUUGGAGAAGACGCUAUCCUUAACGCGGGAUGGUUCCUUCGAGCCCUUGAACACUAUCAAGCUCAACUCCCUGUUGAUGACCUCUUAGGUCAGGCCUCGGUGCAUUGCGGUCUGAUCCGUGGUGGGGAAGAACCAUCGUCUUAUCCUGCGAUGUGCACGAUCACGCUCGAGUUCCGUACCAUUCCCGUUCAGACCGAAAAGUCAAUCCUGGAGGACGUCAAUGAGUUGCUGAAGAAUGUGUCUUUGGAGAACCCCCGCUUCAAAUUUCAGGACCCAUAUAUAAUCAUGUCUCGGCCAACCAUGAAACUUGCAAAAAAUCAUCCUCUUGUGGAAAAGGCUGUUGCAAGCGCAUCUAGAAUUCUCGGAGGCGACCCUGUCGUCAAAAGUGCACCUUUCUGGUGCGAUGCUGCUCUGUUAGAUGCAGCGGGGGUCCCAUCAAUUGUGUUUGGGCCUUCUGGCGAGGGAUUACAUAGCAAGGAGGAAUGGGUCGAGGUUGAGAGUUUGAUGCGGAUGGAAAUGAUUUAUAAGUCAUUGGCCUUGGACAUCUGUGGUUGA